This is a messenger RNA of Tribolium castaneum (red flour beetle), 4404 nucleotides long. It is a transcript of the gene Sarm, whose product is annotated as Sterile alpha and Armadillo motif. Gene Ontology annotation, cellular component: dendrite. Bases 313 to 3438 code for a protein of 1041 amino acids. The record is from RefSeq and is a predicted model, not a curated record. Gene Ontology annotation, molecular function: signaling adaptor activity; protein binding; NAD+ nucleosidase activity. Gene Ontology annotation, biological process: negative regulation of MyD88-independent toll-like receptor signaling pathway; signal transduction; response to axon injury. The transcript is spliced from 9 exons. NCBI's taxonomy places the organism in Eukaryota, Metazoa, Arthropoda, Insecta, Coleoptera, Tenebrionidae.
CGUGUUAUUGAGAACGUGUGCUCCUCGCUACUAAAAUUGUAAACAAAAUGACCUAAAAGCACCAUCAAAAUCCAUAACUAAAGAAUAAUUUAUGAUAAUAAAAAAUCUAACACACUCUCGUCUCAUUUUUCCCAUUCUUCCAUAGCUCUAACAUUAUUUUUCUUGGCCUUGCUUGGAUUAUUUGCCUUUUCUACUUGGGUUAUUUAUAAGUUUCGGUGUGGAGGAAAAAACUAAUCAAGUGGACGGCCAAUUACAUAAUAACACACCUAACAGUGCACAUCUGCUACUAAACCAUUACCAUAAGUAAAAAGAAUGGACGGGAAAAUUGUCCCCGAAAGACACAAGCGGAAACAAAAGAAUCCCGAUUUGAAACUUAAGAUGGCGACCGAUUUGUCCGUCGACAAUGCCAACGGAAACGAUCAUCAUCCCACGAUGAUGAACCUGACGAUCCCGAAGCCGAGGUCCGCAGUGACCACAUCCUCGCAGUUGCAGACGAAUACGCAAAGCAGUACGACAACGACACGCGUUACCUCUUCGCAACGAGUCCAUGUGACCUCCUCCGACCUGAAGGCAUCUAACAUGAAAUCUGAUCUCAUCGAAAUGAAGAACAAUCUGAACGACAUGAAGAGCAGCAUAUCGAAUCUGAACAAGUUGCGGAGCUCGCUGGAGAACCUCGCCGACGACGACGACGACAUGGCCGAGAUGGCGCAGCCCUUGGUCACCUUCCCCGACGACACGCCGGUGCCCUCGGAGGUGGGCUCGCCCACGAGGACGGUCGACACCGUCAAGUUCGAGCAGAAGACCAUGAACAACUUCAAAAAGACAAAGGUUGUGAAAGACGGGAUAAGCGCCGAGAAGGAGAGUGCAAAAUGUGCCGAAAUGAAGAAGAUCCAAGCCGGGGACGUGUCCUACGAGGAGAACAGCGCAGCGGCGUCUUCGAGGGCCCGUCUGGAAAUCGACGGUAUCUCGGCGGAGAAGAGCCAAAUGAAAGCUAAGGAGACACGGUCACUGAAAGCUGGAGAUCUUAGCCAACAAGAGUCGAAAAAUAUGGCACAGACUAAUAUGAAAGUCAAAACUGAUAAAUUCUAUACGGAGCAAACAGCAAGGGAAAGUGAACAACAACGACAAACGGUCACCUCUAGUGGUGUUUACAAUUCCGAAAAACACACCUCAUCUAGUCACUCCUACACGACCACCACCAAAGGAAUUAGCACUUCGGCAGCCACGACGUUGCGACAGAUCAGUUUACUGAACGGCAACAAAGAAGAAGAGAUCCUCAACAUGACCUGCGAGGACCUCGAGCAGCUCUCCACUACGUCCAACCCACAAGAAGUGGAGCGCGCCAUCCACAAGUACUCCUCGUACCUCGAUCAGUCAAUUAAAUGCCUCCAGAAGACCGACCAAGCGAAAAACGCCCCCCUAAUCCUCGAGAAAAUCAACGACGUGAUGCAGAAAGCCUGGGCCGUGCCGACCCACGGCCACGAACUGGGCUAUUCCCUCUGUAACGCGCUCCGCAACUGCGGCGGCCUGGACCUCCUCAUGACAAACUGCACCAAAACCGACAAGAAACUCCAAUUCGCGAGCGCCCGCCUCCUAGAACAAUGCCUAACCACCGAAAACAGGGCCCACGUCGUCGAACACGGCCUCGACAAAGUGGUCAACAUCGCCUGCGCUUGCACGAAAAACUCCAACUCCGUGGACCACUCCCGCGUCGGCACGGGCAUCCUGGAGCACCUGUUCAAGCACAGCGAGGAAACCUGCAGCGACGUGGUCAGGCUGGGCGGCCUGGACGCCCUCCUCUUCGAAUGCCGGAAGAGCGACGUGGAGACUUUGCGGCACUGCGCUGGGGCUUUGGCCAACUUGAGUUUAUACGGAGGGGCGGAGAACCAGGAAGCGAUGAUCAAUCGCAAGGUGCCGAUGUGGCUGUUCCCGCUGGCCUUCCACCACGACGACAACAUCAAAUACUACGCCUGUUUGGCGAUCACUGUCCUGGUGGCGAACGCGGAAAUCGAGGCCCAAGUGCUCCAGUCGGGCACCUUGGGGCUCGUCGAGCCCUUCGUCACGUCGCACAACCCCUCCGAGUUCGCCAGGUCGAACCUGGCGCACGCACACGGCCAGAGCAAGACGUGGCUCAAGCACCUGGUGCCGGUCUUGAGCUCCAAGCGGGAGGAGGCGCGCAAUUUGGCCGCCUUCCACUUUUGCAUGGAAGCGGGGAUCAAAGCACAGCAGGGGAACACGAAUAUUUUUGCCGAAAUUGGCGCGAUUGAAUCGCUCAAAAAAGUGGCAAGUUGUCCGAACGCCGUGGCGUCGAAAUACGCAGCUCAAGCCCUGAGGCUGAUCGGCGAGGAAGUGCCCCACAAGCUGAGCCAACAAGUGCCCCUGUGGUCGGCUGAGGACGUGGAAGAGUGGGUCAAACAGAUCGGGUUCGCACAAUACGCCCCCAGUUUUGUUGAAAGUCGGGUCGAUGGCGAUCUUUUGCUCCAACUAACGGAGGAGAAUUUACGAGAGGAUAUCGGGCUGACGAACGGAAUCAAGCGAAAGCGGUUUACCCGCGAGUUGCAAAAGUUGAAGAAAAUGGCUGAUUAUACGUCGAGGGACACGGCCAAUAUUAACACGUUUUUGCAAACGCUGGGUCCGGAGUUUAGUAUUUACACGUAUAGUUUGCUGAAUGCGGGAGUUGAGACCAAAGAAGCGCUGAGGAAUAUUUCCGAGGAUCAGUUGCUGAAUGAGUGCACAAUCACGAAUUCGAUUCACCGGUUUCGGAUCAUGGAAGGGAUCAGGCAGCUGGAAAAUGGGCUUGCGAAUUUGAAUGAGGAUAAUCUGGACAAGUCGUUGGACGUGUUUGUCAGUUAUCGAAGGUCGAACGGAUCUCAAUUAGCUAGUUUAUUAAAAGUACAUUUACAAUUAAGGGGAUUCAGUGUUUUUAUCGAUGUCGAGCGGCUGGAAGCAGGGAAAUUCGAUAAUAAUCUGCUGCAAAGUAUUCAAAAAGCCAAGCAUUUCUUGCUGGUGCUCACGCCGAAUGCGCUCGAGAGGUGCCGAGGGGACACUGAACGGAAAGACUGGGUGCAUAGAGAGAUUGUGGCAGCUUUGCAAGCUCAGUGUAACAUUAUUCCUAUCAUUGAUAAUUUUCAAUGGCCGGAAGCGGACGAAUUACCCGAAGAUAUGAGGCAAGUGUGUCACUUUAACGGAGUUCGGUGGAUUCAUGACUAUCAGGACGCUUGCGUGGACAAAUUAGAAAGGUUCAUGCGAGGCGAACUGAGCACACGUUGCACCGAAGGCGUGAAGUUUGGUAAGGGCGACAACACGCCGGGAACCCCCGCGAACCCGGUCCUGGCCCGACAGCCGCCCAGUUACCAGCGAAUGCACAGUAACGACUCCGGCAGUGGCAAAGGCUCCGACAAGGACGUGAACGGCAACACGGGACUCUCUAGGGAUUGACUAGAUGGUCCCCUUGCCUCGGGCCCCCCAACUCCGCUGCCAAGUUCUUUCUUGCAGGUUUUAUAAGACCGCUAGUCCGUCGCGGAACUGGAUUAUGAACACGAGUCGAUACCCGCGGGGCUUGCCCCCGCAGUACCCCUACAACCGGCGCGGUUCCAACAGCCCGUCGGGCCUCCUGGGGGCCGGGAAGCCCCCCACCCCGAAUAGGUCUCGCAGUCUCGAUGGCCUUCUGGACUCGGAACCGACUUGUGCAGCUUCAGACGCAACUAUAAGCGAACCCACUCCGUCCCAAAACACGAAAAGUUGUGACGAUUUAGAUAAAGAUUUCGACGAACAGACUGAAGACGUUAAUUUAAGUGUAAAUAACCUGGACGUCGAUAAAGUUUCGAUACAGAGCGGUUCAAGUGAUUCGAAACGAAAACGAAAUUUCAUGGACCGAUGUGUCAGUAAAGUGAGAUCUCUUAUUAAAAAAUAAGUCGCUGGCGUGUAAACUAUAUUAGUGAAUUAUUGUAUUUUCGUACACAUGAUGUCAAAGUGAUAUAAUUUUAUUUAUUAUUGUACCUAUUUGUUAUUUAUAAUUGCUGGAUUCCGAAUCCGUUUUAAUGUGUGAGGGACUGCUUGCGAAAGCGAGCCCUUUUUAUUUUUUUAACGGCAACUAAAUUACUUAGUACAAAAUUGUGCUUUUAUAUGAAAUGUGAUCAUUAUGCAGCCUUUUAAAGUCGCUAUGACUUAUUUUUCGACACUUUAUUAGGGUAAGGAGUACAUUAAAAUAAUGUAUAAGGUUUCAUGUUUAAUACGUACAGUUUAUUGUACCAAGCUUGCCUCAGUAAGCAGUAUUGGUAACGUUCUGACAAUGCAUCAUUGCCUUCUUGUUCGAAAAUAUCGAUGUGCGGAAUUAACACAUUUACUAGUAUUGUAAUGUUGUUUUUUAUGUUAUAUUUAAAAAUAUAUUUUAUUAAGACACAA